This is a messenger RNA of Perkinsus marinus ATCC 50983, 183 nucleotides long. RefSeq lists its product as hypothetical. NCBI's taxonomy places the organism in Eukaryota, Perkinsozoa, Perkinsida, Perkinsidae. The transcript has a single exon. The annotation marks the transcript as partial. The record is from RefSeq and is a predicted model, not a curated record.
GAAACGGCAAGAGUGGUUACGGGCUAGAGGUCCUCCUGAAUGCACAUUCCGGCCGGAGUUGAACUCCAAGUCGCGUAAGCUGAUCGCUAUCAAGGGCAAUGAGGACGAUAGAGAGAUUCAUGAGCGACUAUAUGAAGAUGCUAGCAGAAUCAGGAACGAACGGGAGAAGACAGAGAAAGAACA